Polyodon spathula (Mississippi paddlefish) is the source of this 1015-nucleotide messenger RNA. RefSeq names its product eukaryotic translation initiation factor 3, subunit G (gene eif3g). The coding region runs from base 62 to 940 and encodes 292 amino acids. The transcript has 10 exons. The record is from RefSeq and is a predicted model, not a curated record. Lineage: Eukaryota; Metazoa; Chordata; Actinopteri; Acipenseriformes; Polyodontidae. Gene Ontology annotation, molecular function: RNA binding; translation initiation factor activity. Gene Ontology annotation, cellular component: cytoplasm; eukaryotic translation initiation factor 3 complex.
AGCGAUCUUCCUCUGCUCGGGGUGCAAAUCCGCCUUUCUGCGCUCAGACCGGAGUGGGGACAUGCCGUCUGGAGAGUACGACGAUUCCAAGCCCAGCUGGGCCGAUCAAGUCGAAGAGGAGGGUGAUGAAGGUACCCUCCCUCCACCUAGAGAGAUUCUUAAAGGAAACACCAAAACGAUCAUCGAGUACAAGGUGGACGAAGAUGGCACGAAGUGUAAGAUUAUCCGCACCUUCAAAAUCGAAACGAGGAAAGCUUCUAAAGCGGUCGCCAGGAGAAAGAACUGGAAAAAGUUUGGGCUGUCUGAAUUUGAUGCGCCUGGCCCCAAUGUGGCCACCACCACAGUGAGUGACGAUGUCUACAUGACCUUCAUUUCAAGCAAAGAGGAUCUUAAUAGCCAAGAAGAGGAGGACCCCAUGAACAAGCUGAAGGGGCAGAAGAUCGUGUCGUGUCGUAUCUGUAAAGGGGAUCACUGGACCACGCGCUGCCCCUACAAGGACACGCUGGGGCCCAUGCAGAAAGAGCUGGCCGAGCAGCUUGGCCUGACCACCGGCGACAAGGAGAAGACUUCAGAGCCUGAACCAGCACAGCCGGCCCAGAGCAAGACUGGGAAGUACGUUCCUCCCAGCCUUCGAGAUGGAGCGACCCGGAGAGGGGAGUCCAUGCAACCCAAUCGCAGAGCUGAUGACAACGCAACCAUCCGUGUCACUAACCUGUCUGAGGACACGCGCGAGACAGACUUGCAGGAGCUCUUCCGGCCUUUCGGAUCCAUCUCCAGGAUUUACUUGGCUAAGGACAAGAACACGGGCCAGUCCAAGGGGUUUGCGUUCAUCAGUUUUCAUCGGCGCGAAGAUGCUGCCAGAGCCAUUGCUGGAGUUUCGGGCUUCGGUUAUGAUCACUUGAUCCUCAACGUUGAAUGGGCCAAACCUUCCAACAACUAGAACUGAAGAAUUCAGCCGUUCCAAGGAUAAGAGUUGUUAAUAAAAUUAAAUACAAAUAAACAAAGUUCAUUGCAA